Pseudozyma flocculosa PF-1 is the source of this 2961-nucleotide messenger RNA. RefSeq lists its product as uncharacterized. Gene Ontology annotation, cellular component: nuclear envelope; cytosol. The transcript is spliced from 2 exons. Gene Ontology annotation, biological process: protein import into nucleus; protein export from nucleus. Gene Ontology annotation, molecular function: small GTPase binding; nuclear export signal receptor activity. The record is from RefSeq and is a predicted model, not a curated record. Bases 1 to 2961 code for a protein of 986 amino acids. Lineage: Eukaryota; Fungi; Basidiomycota; Ustilaginomycetes; Ustilaginales; Ustilaginaceae.
AUGUCGGCCGCCGCCCCCUCGGAGCCCCUGGCCAUGCUCGCCAACCUCCUGGCGCAGACCCUUGACCCCGUCAACCGCAAGCAGGCAGAGCAGCAGCUCAGCGACGCGCAGAGGCAUCCCGGCUUCCCCCAGCUCCUCCUCACCCUCAUCCAAAACACACAGCUCCAGAGCAACGACGCCGUGCGCCUCGCCGCCGCAAUCAAGCUCAAAAACGUAUGCAAGUCGUCCUGGACCGAAGACGCAGAGUCGGCCGCCGACGCCCCCGGCACCCUCCUCCUCAGCCAGGACGACAAGGACGCCCUCAAGGCAAACAUCCUCCCUCUCCUCGUAUCCCUCUCCACCACCACCGCGGGCCAGCCCCCAGCACCCACCAGCCUCCGCUCCCAGCUCGAGGAGACCAUCGCCGUCGUCGCAGAGUGCGACUUUCCCGACCGCUGGCCCGCCCUCAUGGACGACCUCAUCCCCUACCUCAAGGCAGACGACUUUGAGCUCAUCCAGGGCGUCCUCCGCACCUCGCACACCAUCUUCUACCGCUGGAGGUCCGCCUUCCGCAGCAACGCCCUCUACACCGAGAUCAACUUUGUCCUCGAGCGCUUCGCCGUCCCCCUCCUCGAGCUGCUCCAGCGCGUCGACAGCCUCCUCUGCGACCCGGCAACGCCGCCCGCCGCCCUGCCUUCGCUCGGCAAGUGCAUGGUCCUGAUCCUCCAGACCUUCUACGACCUCUCGGCCCAGGACCUGCCGCCCCAGUUCGAGGACAACAUCGGCCCCAUCACCGAGACCCUGGCCCGUUGGAUCUCGCAGGGCCGCGCCGAGCUCGACGCCGACCCAGAGGAGCCGUGCGCGCUCCAGGAGAUCCGCAGCAGCAUCUGCGAGAUCGUCGAGCUGUACGCCAAGCGCUACCUCGACGCAUUCCCGCAGCUGCCCAACUUUGUCCAGGCCAUCUGGGAGAUGCUCGGGACGUGCACCCCGGCGGAAAAGUACGACGUGCUCGUCUCCAAGGCCGUCGGCUUCCUCUCGACGGUGGUGAGGAUGGGCAGCCAGCGCGAGAUGUUCCAGUCGGCCGGCACCAUCGAGCAGCUGUGCAGCGCCAUCAUCCUGCCCAACAUUGUGCUGCGCGAGGCCGACGAGGAGCUGUUCGAGGACAACCCGAUCGAGUACAUCCGCCGCGACUUUGAGACGAGCGUCGAAAACGACACGCGCCGCAAGGCCGCCUCGGAGUUCUGCCGCGCCCUCAUGGAGCACUUUUCGACCCAGGUGACGUCGGUCGUGUCGCGCUACAUUGGCGAGUACCUCGAGCAGUACCGCGCCGACCCGGCGGCCAACUGGAAGCAGAAGGACACGGCCAUCUACCUGCUCACGUCGAUCGCCUCGCGCAGCUCGACGAGCCAGCAGGGCGUCACGUCGACCAACAACCUGGUCGACGUGGUGCAGUUCUUUUCGGACCACGUGUUUGCCGACCUGCAGGCCUCGAGCGAAGAGUCGCCCAGCCCCAUUCUCCAAGUCGACGCCAUCAAGUACCUGCACACGUUCCGCAACCAGCUGACAAAGGAGCAGCUGCUGUCGGUGCUGCCGCUGCUGGUCAAGCACCUCGAGUCGUCGCAGUACGUCACGUGCUCGUACGCCUCGAUCACCAUCGAGCGCGUGCUGGCGCUCAAAAAGGACGGCCGCCUGCUCUUCACGCCCGACGACGUCCAGCCUUUUGCCGAGAGCAUCCUGAUGGCCCUCUUCCGCAACAUUGAGCGCGGCACGACGCCCGAGAAGCUGGCCGAGAACGACUACCUGAUGAAGUGCGUGAUGCGCAUGCUGGGCACGUCGCGCAACGCCAUCGCGCCCGCCUACGCGCCCAUCCUCGAGCACCUCAGCGGCAUCCUCGCCGAGAUUGCCAAGAACCCGUCGAACCCGCGCUUCAGCCAGUACCUCUUUGAGUCGAUCUCGGCGCUGAUCCGCUUCACGGUCGCCGCGCAGCCUAACAGCCUCGCUGCGUUCGAGGGCCGCCUGUUUGGCCCCUUCACGGCCAUCCUCCAGAACGACGUGGCCGAGUUUGCGCCGUACGUCUUCCAGAUCCUGUCGCAGAUGCUCGAGCUGCACCGGGGCCAGGCGCUGCCCGAGGAGUACGCCUCGCUGCUGCCGCCGAUCCUGAUGCCGGCGCUGUGGGAGGCGAGGAGCAACGUCCCGGCGCUCGUGCGGCUGCUCAAGGCUUUCCUGUACGCGGACGCAACGCGCAUCGUGGCCAACGGACAGCUGCAGAGCGUCCUCGGAGUGUACCAGCGCCUGAUCCAGAGCAAGCUCAACGACGGCUUCGGCUUCGAGCUGCUCGAGGUCGUGUUCGAGACGGUGCCUAGCGCCGACUUUGAGCCGUUCCAGCGUGGCGUGCUGAUGCUGAUCCUGACGAGGCUGCACGCGAGCAAGACGGACAAAUUCGUCAAGUCGUUCAACCACUUUGUCGCGACGGUGGCGUGCCUGCAGAAGGAGGGCUACCCGGACGCCGUCGUGGCGGCUUUCGACAGCGUGCAGCCGGGCCUGUUUGCGCAGCUGGUCGAGGGCGUCAUCCUCGGUUCGCUGGGCCAGACGCCGGAGCGGCAGCGCCGGGUGGUGGCGGCCGGGUUCGGGCGGCUGCUGGUGUCGCCGUCGUUCCAGGUUGGAGCGCUGGCGUCGCUGUGGACGCCGCUGUGCCAGGCGCUGCUGUUGUUGUUCCUGCUGCCGCUCAACACGUUGAAGCGGGGCAGCGGUGCCGAUGCGGCGGCCGAGGAAGAGGAAGAGCUCGAGUUUGCCGACGCCGAAGAGGGCUUCCAGGCGAGCUACUCGCGGCUGGCGGCGAGCGAGACGUCGAAGCGCGACGUGGCGGCGUGGGCGGGACCGGACGUCAGACAGUGGUGGAAGACGCAGAUGGGGCGCCCCGAGUUCCAGGCGGGCUACGCCGGCGUCGACGCCGAGGCGAGGACCAGGUUUGAGAGUUUGUAG